This is a messenger RNA of Eublepharis macularius, 1083 nucleotides long. RefSeq names its product vomeronasal type-2 receptor 26-like. Gene Ontology annotation, molecular function: G protein-coupled receptor activity. The record is from RefSeq and is a predicted model, not a curated record. The coding region runs from base 1 to 1083 and encodes 360 amino acids. Gene Ontology annotation, biological process: G protein-coupled receptor signaling pathway. Gene Ontology annotation, cellular component: membrane. NCBI's taxonomy places the organism in Eukaryota, Metazoa, Chordata, Lepidosauria, Squamata, Eublepharidae. The transcript is spliced from 3 exons.
AUGCCAUUUGGUCUGGCCGGAGCCCCUUCGGUGUUCAUGUCCAUGAUCAAUGAGACACAACCUCUUUCCAUAUGUAGUGAGAGUUGCUGUCAUGGCCAAAGCAAGAAAAUGAAGGCAGGGGAGCCAUUUUGCUGCUAUGACUGCAUCCCAUGUCCAGAAGGGAAGAUUUCCAAUCAGAAAGAUAUGGAUGACUGUAUCACUUGCAGAGAAGAUCUCUAUCCAAGCAUGGAGCAAGAUCAGUGCAUACCCAAAGACUUAACUUACUUAUUUUAUGAUGAGCCACUGGGGGCCACUUUAGCCAUUUUUGCCCUUAUCUUUUCUUUAAUCACAGUUCUAAUGCUAGGCAUCUUUAUGAAGCAUCGGAACACACCCAUUGUCAGAGCCAACAAUCAGAGCAUCACCUACACUCUCCUCAUUUCUCUCCUGUUCAGCUUCCUUUCUUCUUUCUUAUUCAUUGGCAGACCAGAGAAAAUAACGUGUCUCCUACGGCAAAUGGCCUUUGGAAUCGUCUUCUCAGUGUCCGUUUCUUCUGUGUUGGCCAAAGCUGUCACUGUGCUUCUGGCUUUUAUGGCCACCAAACCAGGAAGCAGAAUGAGAAAAUGGGUGGGGAAGAGAUUGGCUCACAUCCUUAUUCUUUCCUGCUCCUUCCUACAAACAGCCAUUUGUACUGUGUGGCUGGUAACCUCUCCUCCAUUCGAAGAUACUGAUAUGCAUUCAGAGCCCGACUCCAUUGUACUGGAAUGUAAUGAGGGGUCCGUAAUGAUGUUUUACUGUGUCUUGGGCUUCCUGGGUUUUCUGGCCACUGUCAGUUUCGCUGUGGCUUUCCUUACAAGACAACUGCCUGACGGUUUCAAUGAAUCGAAAUUCAUCACUUUUAGUAUGUUGAUGUUUUGCAGUGUUUGGUUAUCUUUCGUGCCUGCCUAUCUGAGCACCAAGGGAAAGCACAUGGUGGCCGUGGAGAUCUUCUGCAUCUUAGCCUCCAGCGCUGGGCUGCUGGGUUGCAUCUUUCUCCCUAAAUGCUACAUUAUUAUUUGGAGGCCCAAGCUGAACAAAAGGGAGCAGCUAAUGAGCAGACAAGGUUAA